Messenger RNA from Leucoraja erinaceus (little skate), 1639 nucleotides. It is a transcript of the gene sdr39u1, whose product is annotated as short chain dehydrogenase/reductase family 39U, member 1. The record is from RefSeq and is a predicted model, not a curated record. Lineage: Eukaryota; Metazoa; Chordata; Chondrichthyes; Rajiformes; Rajidae.
GCCCCCCGCGCCGGUCCUCCAGCCCCGCGGGUCCUCCAGCGCCAACGAGGAGGUUCCUCCGGGACAAGAGCACCGGCCAGGGGGGACCAGAGGGCGCGGGGUUGUCACGGAGACAGCGGCGGGAUGAAGGUUCUGAUCGGCGGAGGCUCCGGCUUCGUUGGCUCCGCCCUUAGCCGCCUCCUGAGGAGCAAAGGUCACGAGGUGGAGUUCGUCUCCCGGAGACCGGGGGCCGGGGUCACCUGGACACACGUGGCCUCCCGUGGCCUGCCCCCCUGUGAUGCCGUGGUGAAUGUGGCUGGAGCCAAUGUCCUCAACCCACUGCGGAGGUGGAGCCGCUCCUUCCAGCAGGAGGUGGUGUCGAGCCGAGUGGAGACGACGAGGACCCUGAGCAAGGCCAUCGCUCUCUGCCCCCACCCCCCCCGCAGCUGGGUGCUGCUAACCGGCGUGGGCUACUACCGGCCCAGCCUGCGGGAGGAGUACCACGAGGGGAGUGUUGGCGGUGACUUUGACUUCUUCUCGCGGUUGGUGGGUGACUGGGAGUCAGCGGCCCGACUGCCCGAGGGAAUAGGUCGGCUCGUGAGGCAGGUGGUGGUCCGUGCAGGAGUGGUCCUGGGGAGAGAUGGGGGAGUGCUGCCUCCGAUGCUGCUGCCGUUUUGGAUGGGAUUUUGUGGGGGCUCCGGACUCCAGCCCUUCCCCUGGAUCCACGUGGAAGACCUGGCUGGGAUCUUGCUGCAUGCACUGGAGGGGGUGCGGAGGGAGGGGGAGUGAGAGGAGGGGGGAGAGUGCAAGGGGAAGGGGGGGAAAUUGGGAGGAGUGGAAGGGGUGCUGAACGGCGUUGCCCCAUCUCGCUGCACCCAGGGGGAGUUUGCGGAGGCACUGGCGGGGAGCCUGGGGCGUGGAGCCCGGCUGCGGGUGCCGGCUGCAUUGGUGCAGGCUGCACUGUGGCCAGAGCGGGCAUUGCUGCUGCUGCAGGGCCAGUGGGUGGAACCUCGCCGUACACUAGACAGUGGCUACCGGUACCGAUUUCCCCGGCCACAGGCGGCCAUCGACAACCUCCUCCACUGACCCCCAGGGUCACGGGUCAGGGGUCAACCUCUGGCUGGCCAUCCACCUACCCCACUGACCCCCAGCCCGGGGUCAGACCCAGCCUCCACCACCUGCUGGAGUGACCUCUGGCAUGGGGUCAGGCGGUCACAGUGUGGGGUCGGGGUCAGAGGGUGGGAGUCAAUGGUCAAAAGGUCACACCAGAACUUUCCCGAGCUCAGGCCUGUCCUGCGCUGACCUCAGGGUCAGGGGUUAUGAGAGGGGGGGUCAGACGGCAGGUGGUCAGAGUGAAUGGCUUUCCCGAGAUCACGACCGCUUUGGUAUCCUGACCUGGGCCAGGGUCAGAGGUGAAGGGGUCGGGGUCAGGGUUAAAGGGCUGGGCUUCCCCGACUUGCCUUGGACGAGGGUUGAGGUCAGGGGUCAGACUGAAUGUGGAAGGUCAGGGGUUAGCAGGUGUUGCAGUGAGUUUGGGGAGGUGGGGUCAGUGUGGGGAGGGGCAGUUGUAACCGGUUCCACUGCGGAAUAAAGGCCAUUCACCCAUCAGCCGUCUCCUGUCUCCUUCACACUCACUCCGCCAAGCCGACCUUACUCUUCA